UUGACGAUUCUUGUCCUACAUCGGACAUGUGUUAACGUAACACCAAAACAAUUAGUUAUAUGUUAUUCUAGAUGUUUUUAAAUUGCAUUUUUUUCGCAUGGAAUUAGUAUCUAAUCACAAGGAAGACAUGCACGAACACGUUUCCUUAAAAUAUGUCAACAUCACCCCGUCAAGAGAUGAAUGCGUCUACACGAGCUGCUACUGUGAGGAAAAUGUAUGGAAACUUUGUGAACACAUCAGUACUCAAACGCAGGUGUCUUUGGACGAGGUUUAUGCAGCCUUUAUAUCAAAUGAACGAAGAAAGGUCCCUAUAUGGAAGCAGAAGUCCAGUCGUGGAUGUGAACCUGUUGUUUGGGAUUAUCACGUUAUUUUACUACAUCAAAAUAAGCAAGGACAGAGUUUUAUUUAUGACCUGGACACGGUCCUACCUUUCCCUUGUCCCUUUGACAUUUACACUAAGGAAGCCUUUCGGACAGACUGUGGUCUUAGACCAGCUUUCUGGAGGAAGUUGCGAGUUAUUCCGGCACAGACCUACCUGAAGAGGUUUUCCUCUGACCGGUCACAUAUGAAAGAUUCGAGUGGGAAGUGGCGCAUGCCCCCACCUCAAUAUCCUUGCAUUACAACAACAGACUCUACAAUGAACCUGGACGACUUCAUCAGUAUGGAUUUGAAAGCGGGAUAUGGCGAAGUAUACAGCCUUUCCGAAUUUGUGGAACACUUUGGGGAGAAAUCGUGAUUGCUGGCUUUAACUACUCAUUAAUAUACUUCAAAGACUGGUGGUGGAGAUUUAACUGUGCCAACUGCCACUGUGCACAUAGACCAGCAAGUAAGAUAAACCGAGAACAGCUACAUCCCAAUGUUCCACUCCUUAUCCCAGUGGAAAGUGUUUUAGCCACUGGGAUAACCAUAAAUAUCAUAAACUAACAUUAUCGGCCAAUUAGAAAACAUUGUACAUGACUCAGCACACCCAAGAAGUGUCCAAGAAGGGAGUCUUAACUGCUUCAUAUACAUAUGAUACAUUAAGAUAUGUCUGGAUAUUGUGUGUAAUUGUUUACUUUCAUGGUAAGAUCACCACAAGGUAAAGAUGUGACAUGUUGGAGUCUCUUUACUUUCUGGCAUUUAUUGAUUUAUUGAUUGGUUGGUUGUCAGAGGGGAAGGUGGUACUGGAAUACAAACAAAUAAAUGCUGUUAUGUUGAAAAUACAGUAGUCAAAUUAUUUUAGCAAUAA
Messenger RNA from Esox lucius (northern pike), 1228 nucleotides. RefSeq names its product WDYHV motif containing 1 (gene ntaq1). The coding region runs from base 98 to 736 and encodes 212 amino acids. Gene Ontology annotation, cellular component: cytosol; nucleus. The record is from RefSeq and is a predicted model, not a curated record. The transcript has 6 exons. Gene Ontology annotation, molecular function: protein-N-terminal glutamine amidohydrolase activity; protein-N-terminal asparagine amidohydrolase activity. NCBI's taxonomy places the organism in Eukaryota, Metazoa, Chordata, Actinopteri, Esociformes, Esocidae.